Salvia splendens (bonfire salvia) is the source of this 711-nucleotide messenger RNA. RefSeq lists its product as uncharacterized. The transcript has a single exon. Lineage: Eukaryota; Viridiplantae; Streptophyta; Magnoliopsida; Lamiales; Lamiaceae. Gene Ontology annotation, biological process: DNA integration. Gene Ontology annotation, molecular function: nucleic acid binding. The record is from RefSeq and is a predicted model, not a curated record. The coding region runs from base 1 to 711 and encodes 236 amino acids.
AUGUUGAAGUUUAUCAAGAAUCACAAGUUGUUUGAAAACCUCCUAGGAAAGUAUGGUGUCCAACACAAGGUUGCUACUCCUUAUCAUCCCCAAACUAGUGGUCAAGUUGAAGUCUUCAAUCGAGAGAUUAAGCGGGUUCUUGAGAAAGUUGUGAAGCCGUCUCGAAAGGAUUGGGCUCAAAAGUUAGAUGAUGCUUUGUGGGCAUAUCGAACGGCAUAUAAGACCCCGAUUGGAACUUCGUCAUACAAGUUGGUCUUCGGAAAAGCUUGUCAUUUGCCGGUAGAGCUUGAGCAUAAAGCUUAUUGGGCUUUGCAAAGGCUAAAUUUGGAUUAUGAUGCUGCAGCCGAGAAGAGAAUGUUUGACAUGAAUGAAAUGGAUGAGUUUAGGCUUCAUGCUUAUGAGAGCGUUGAUCUCUACAAGAAGCGUGCUAAGAAGAUACAUGAUGAAGCCAUUAAGCCUCGUUAUUUCCAUGAAGGACAACUGGUCCUUUUAUACAAUUCUCGGCUCAAACUGUUUCCAGGCAAGCUCAAGUCAAGAUGGUGGGGUCCUUAUGUGGUGCACAAGGUGUACCCCUAUGGUGCUGUGGAUAUUCGAGAUCAGAAAAAUGACACUCUUUGGAAGGUGAAUGGCCAACGCUUGAAGGCCUAUGUUGGAGUUGAAAGUGGCAUAGAGGCAAGAAAAGUGGCUACGCUAGUGGAACCAAAAGCGUAG